UUUGCUGCCGUUCAUAAAGCACCCCCACCGGCAACCCCGUCUCUUUUCAUGGCAGAGAAAGAUGCCAGCUCAAAACUUCGAAAGGCCGUCAAGGAAAACAAUCUCUUUCUUGUCAAAAGACUCAUCCAACGAACCGACAUGCGUAAUCCAGAUUCCACACUCAAACGAUACACAUCCCUAACCUGGGCUGCUGUGCUUGGACAUGAAGAGAUCUUUGAAUUUUUGCUCACCGCUGGCCAUGACGACGAGGAACUCAGCAGGGACCUUGAGAAUAACACGAUUCUAAUGCUGCUUGCUGAUUUCAAACCACCAACACCCAAUCCCUAUGCUCCUGGCCCGUCUCAGGCUGAUCUCAUGAGCGCCGCACUACGCAUGGCCAGACUAUACUACGACCGGUAUCCUUGGAUUCUUGACUGGUCAAAUUCGCAAGGAAAGACCGCCUUGCAUAUGGCUGCGCUGAAAGGAAAUGAGGAGCUCGUUCGCAUGCUGUGUGACUGGGGAGCAGAUUUCGACCUAUCAGAUAACAAGGGAAACACACCACUUCACUAUGCGAGCGCGUGGGGUCAUAUUCCGAUUGUGCAAUUGCUGAUCGAGAGAGGCUGUCAAUUUGCUGCACGUAACAACGACGGGUUCACGCCGUCUGACUACGCGUAUUCCUUUAGCACGAGAGAUACUCUACAAGACUCUGCGCGCACGCAGUUCGAGGCUAACAGAAAGAUGCGCCGGCUCGUUUACGCUCAAGCCGCUGCCAGGGGCCACGAGUGGGGUGUUACUGCUGCAGGAUUCGAACGACCGCCACCUGUUCCUAUAAAAGACUAUGAUGCCGGAAUGACUGGAGUCCGUAUGCGGAGUGGUUCUGGUGCGACCACAACCACCGACAGUGGAGAUAUCGAUAGUGCUGGAGUUGGAGCUAUAGGAACGAGUCUAUCGUCAUUGUCGUCCUCGGCGUCACAACAGUUGUGGCCACGACCCGCACCCGUCAUCAACUCUUCCUCCCAGCGACCGGAGAAUGUAUCCUCCGCAAGUAGUAGUGGCGGUACAUUCUCGGUGCCUUCGCCAGGGCCAUCACAGUCAAUGUUGUUGAACCCCCAUGCGCCAACGCACAAGUCAUCGUUAUCUCCCAUCGUCGACCGGUUGCGUGAGCGAGACGCAGAUGAAAUGGAAAAAUACAAAAGGCGGAACCGAAGCGGUAGUGGUGAAACGUCUUCCACUGACAAUGCAAGGUCACAGGUAGUUCCGUCGGCCAAUUUCACGUCGGCCGGGCCAUCUUCCAACGGCGACGAUAUCACCGCGCUUAGUUCAUUGGGUAUUACCGGCUCGACGGCUCCCCGCAAGCGGUUACGACCGUCGUGGUCAGCUGCGCAACUAAGAAGUUCUCCCUCCUCCGCUCCAACGCCGUCCCAAGCUGCGCAGGCAGACGCUUCACGAAACCGAGCAGGGACAAGCCCCGGUAGCUCGCGUUUUGGCCAGCCAUUGCUGACACCGGGCGCGAUUCUCACGCGGACAGCGUCGUCUGAUACCCCCCGUCAUGAGGAGAAGGCCGUGGAAGAACCGGAGAAUUUAAAUGGGCCAUCAUUGCAAUUAGCUCACUUGCGUGAACCACCUCGAAAGCCUGGCAUACGUAGCGCUUCGUCAUCUACAGCGGCGGCCAUUGGUCGUCGGCUGCCAUUCAAUCUUUUGUCUAAACCUGCUCCUCCACCUCCUGAGCCGCCGCAUGGACAUCGGCGCGGUACAUCGAUUGCGUCGAUACGUAGUUGAACAUUUUCUUCCUUUCAUCAUAACCAUUCAUUCCGGUGUAAGUCCUACGUGUACAUGUGCUGUACCCCUUAAGGUCGACUCGUUUUUCGAAUUAGCUGCAUGGACCAUCCGUACAUUUUGUCAUUCUGCAUUCUGUCUGUUAUAGUGUAGCUCUUGCAACACAUCUCUCGCUGGU
This is a messenger RNA of Pisolithus orientalis, 1933 nucleotides long. RefSeq names its product ankyrin repeat-containing domain protein. Gene Ontology annotation, molecular function: RNA binding; protein binding; RNA nuclease activity. Gene Ontology annotation, biological process: RNA processing. The record is from RefSeq and is a predicted model, not a curated record. The coding region runs from base 49 to 1758 and encodes 569 amino acids. Lineage: Eukaryota; Fungi; Basidiomycota; Agaricomycetes; Boletales; Pisolithaceae. The transcript is spliced from 7 exons.